AGAAAGCGAGCUGGCUUGCUUGCACUUUGAUUCAGCUCUGAGAAGAGAAGCAGGAAUGCGCUUCUUCGUCCUGGGGAUCGAUCGCAUGGAUCCGUUGUUGGGAUUGUAAAGAAAAAGAAAAAGGAAGAAAGUGGCGUCUCAUGAGGGCUCGGAUGUUCAUAUCGAGUUUAAUGUUUGGGGAUUUAAUUAUUGCCUCUGUGCCCGGCUGUAAGAAACCAACCAGAAAGUGGCCAAACUAUUGCAGUCUGCGACUUUUGGAACUACUUUGUUCUCAAUGAUGGACUCCAGGUCUUCUGCGGUGUUCCUUGCUGACUUGUAAAGAUCUUCCUCACUUAAUUCCCCCCCGUUGCAUUCUUUUCGGAAUGUGGCGUUUGGCCGUUAAUGUUUUUGUCGCGAGCAGUGCGCGGUUUGUCUAAUGUUGCCGUUUGGCCAGCCGUGCUCGUCGGUCGGCUGUGCAUGCCUUGCACGGCGUUUCGCUCACUUCUCCAUGUUGAGUGUGUGUAAGGUUGGGACAGUAACCCAAGUAAGCGAGUAACCCCCACCCCCCACCCCGAAUAGAUAGUCAAGUUGUCGUAUGUUCAGGACGAAACGCUCAGGUCUUGUGCGGCGACUCUGGAGAAGUCGUUUGAUUCCAGAUAAAGAGGGGCACGAUGGAAAUGGCCAAAGUGGCGAGGGAUGCAGAGACGAUUUGUUUCCGAACAACCCGCAGAAGAUUCCAAAAACGGAGUUCCGACCGGUGACCCCCAGCGGGUCUUUCGUCGGUGACCCGGUGGACGGAGGCGCCCUAGGAGUGGUGGACCAAGAUGGGGGGACGCAGGACCAAGGGGGUCCCCGCUCCUUGCAGGACAGCGACUCCAGGACGGUGACGUGCUGCUUAUUUAAAGAACGGGACCACUCCGAGCUCAGGGCUCUAGAAGCGGCCCCGGAGAGCGGGGACCCCGGGUCGUGCCACUUGGCGUUCCGGGGCCUUGGCCAGCGGGACGCUGGCUCUCCGGAGGCGGGCCACGAGGCGAUGCCGCGCACCGUGCUGGAGCAAGAACUCAAGUCGGCCGCGCACUCGCUUUUAAAAAAACUCAAGGAGAAGGCGCUGGAUACUUUACUGGAGGCGGUGGAGUCUAGAGGCGGCCUCCCCAGCGACUGCGUACUGGUGUCUCGGACCGAGCUGAGGCUGGCCGGCCAUGUGGCGUCCCCGCAGCUGCUUGUUUGUAAACUGUACCGCUGGUCCGAUCUCCGGCACCCGGCCCAGCUCAAACCGCUCUGUGAGUGUAAAAGCUAUUGGGGCCCGGACAGUCCAACUGUAUGCUGCAACCCUUAUCACUACAGUCGCCUAUGUGGGCCAGAGUCACCCCCACCUCCAUAUUCAAGGCUCUCCCCUAAUGAAGAAUACAAGCCACUGGACCUGUCAGACUCCACAUUGUCUUACACUGAAACGGAGGCAACCGGCUCACCAAACGUCACACCAGGGGAAUUCUCAGAUGCCAGCAUGUCACCUGACGCCCCCAAGCAGAGCCACUGGUGCAACGUGGCGUACUGGGAGCACCGCACACGCGUGGGCCGCCUCUACACGGUGUACGAGCGCUCCGUCAGCAUUUUCUACGAUCUACCUCAGGGCACGGGCUUCUGCCUGGGCCAGCUCAACCUGGAGCAUCGCAGCAGCACGGUGCAGCGCACGCGCGGCAAAAUCGGCUACGGCAUCCUCCUCAGCAAAGAGCCGGACGGCGUGUGGGCGUACAACCGCAGCGAGCACCCCAUCUUCGUCAACUCGCCCACCCUGGACGCACCCGACGGGAGGAGCCUGGCGGUGCGGAAGGUGAUGCCGGGCUUCUCCGUCAAGGUGUUCGACUACGAGCGCUCGUGCCUGCUGCGCUACGCGGCCGAAGCCGACUUCCCGGACGGACCGUACGACCCCAACAGCGUGCGCAUCAGCUUCGCCAAGGGUUGGGGGCCCUGCUACUCCAGACAGUUCAUCACCUCCUGCCCUUGCUGGCUGGAGAUCCUCCUCAACAACCACAGAUAACACGGACAGACCCCUACGCACCAUCCCAAAUAUCAUCUACCUAGAUUUAAUAUAAAGUUUUAUAUAUUAUAUGAAAUAUAUAUAUAUUCUACAUGUAAAUACGGAGUCCUUUUUACAAUGUCGUUAUUUAUGUAUGGUGCAAUGUGUAUAUGGACAAAAGGAAAAAAAUGGAAAAUGCACUUUGGCUUAUCUAUAUUAUAUAUAUAGAAAUAUAUAUAAAGAUAAAGAAAAUUUCAAUACCAACUUGAAAAAUUAUACAGCAAAAUUAGGACUGAGCCUGGAUUUGGUGUAUAGUUUUUAUAUACUAUUAAUAUCCAGACGAAAAGCUAACCAUUCACACAUUGAUAAUAAAGUAUUCGCAUAAUACGUUCCUUUGUGUUUGUCUGCUUUUACUGGUGAAGUAAAUCACCAAUUUCAAGAUGAUAGAAUAUUGUUUGUUUGGACAACGAUGCGAUAUUUGCAGAUAUUAGAAAGUCUACUAUUAUACUAUUAGAUUAGAGUAAUUUUCGCACAAACCAAUAAAAAAUAUAAAGCAAUUAUGAUGUUUUUUGCCAAUUGUGAUGCAAAAAUAUUUCUGACAUUUUUACUAUUUUUAACAUCUAAAAGCUGCGUUUUUAUCCAUUUUUGUUUGUUAUUUCUUAUUCAAUCAAAAUAUAUAUGGCGGAAAACAGACAAGACUGAAAAAGCAGUUUCUGCUCUUGCACUCCUCUUUAAAAGAAACUGCUGUAUUUUAGCCAAAACAACUGUUGUGUUUGAUAGAACAAUCUGUCUAUAUGCUGCCAUAGCAGAUUCAUGGAAAACUAAGCCUCCAAACUAUUUUUAAUUUGUCCGUUUCACCCUGAAAACCCCCGUUUACAGACGUCGCGCAACCGCUUUUGUUUAAACCUAGUACUAAAAAGAAGGUGUGGAAUUAUUUUGUUCAAAAUGUCAUUUUUAGCUUAGAAUUAUUAAUUGAUGUCCAAUAUUUAGUUUUUUUAAAAAAGUCUUAAAAAAAUUAUUCACUCUCAUAUUUUAAACUUUUAAACAAAUUACGUCACAAUGAAAAAUUUGGCAUCUGUAAAAAAGUCGCGGAU
Molecule: messenger RNA, 3090 nt
Organism: Corythoichthys intestinalis (scribbled pipefish)
Lineage: Eukaryota; Metazoa; Chordata; Actinopteri; Syngnathiformes; Syngnathidae
Gene: smad6b
Product: SMAD family member 6b
Exons: 4
Coding region: 575-2017 (480 amino acids)
Biological process (GO): SMAD protein signal transduction; regulation of transcription by RNA polymerase II; transforming growth factor beta receptor signaling pathway
Cellular component (GO): heteromeric SMAD protein complex
Molecular function (GO): I-SMAD binding; transcription regulator inhibitor activity
Source: RefSeq, a predicted model, not a curated record